AUGACUCACGUGCGCCGCUCGCUUCCACUCCAAAAAAAAAUUCUACUCCGCUAUCUACAAGUGAGAGCAGAAAAAAGUGUUAGCAUCCUCGGCCGCGACAAUAUACUGACCCAAAUGGCGCCUCCUCCUCCCAUUAUAUUGGAUGCCCUGGUGGUUUCGGGAAUCACCGGCUCCAUCUCCAUCGCAUGCUGGAUUAUUGUGUUUGCUCCACAGAUUUAUGAGAAUUUCCGAAGAAAGUCCUCAGAUGGCUUGUCCUUGAUGUUUAUCAUCUUGUGGUUGGCCGGAGACGUAUUCAAUGUCUUGGGUGCGGUCUUGCAGGGUGUUUUGCCCACGAUGAUCAUCCUUGCUGUCUACUACACAUUGGCUGAUAUUGUGCUCUUGGUGCAAUGUCUUAUGUAUGGCAACGGCGAGCAGCCGGACUUGGUGCACUUGUCUCCCGCCAAUCCGCUCAGCGAAGACGUUUUGGAAACGGUCUUGUCGAGAGAAAGACCCACCGACGAAGAGGUUGGGCAAGACUAUAAUAUUGACUCCUUCGCGGAUUCACAAGACUCGAAAUGGACUCUGGUCAAAGCCGCUUUGUACAAGUUCUUCAUGGUGUUCCUUGUUUUCUCCGCCGGCUUGAUUUGGUGGUACAUCUCUUACAUGCACAGUAAUAAGAAAAAGAAGCCAGCAGACCUUGUUUUCGAUCCAUUGGCUCAGUUUUUCGGCUGGUUAUGCGCCAUUCUCUAUUUGGGCUCCAGGGUUCCUCAGAUUUUGCUCAACUACGAGCGCAAGUCUUGUGAAGGCGUGUCCUUCAUGUUUUUCCUCUUUGCUUGUUUGGGAAACCUCACAUACGUCAUUUCCAUUCUUGCCAUUGACAUGAGCUGGAACUACUUGUGGGUCAACUCUUCGUGGUUGGCCGGCUCCUUGGGAACUUUGGGACUUGACUUUACCAUUUUCGUCCAGUUUUUCUUGUACAACGAAAACACCGACGACGAAAGCUCCACCACUAGUAAAGCUACAGACAGAUUGCUUGAUCAGCGCUCGGAACCUUACAACUCUUUGUAA
This is a messenger RNA of Clavispora lusitaniae ATCC 42720, 1047 nucleotides long. Its product is annotated as cationic amino acid transporter. The record is from RefSeq and is a predicted model, not a curated record. Gene Ontology annotation, cellular component: membrane. NCBI's taxonomy places the organism in Eukaryota, Fungi, Ascomycota, Pichiomycetes, Serinales, Metschnikowiaceae.